AUGAGCAUCAAGGCUCCCGAAGUCACGGCGUCCGGCGCGUCCACGCCGCUGGACUCUGAGCGCCUACCCGGCGACGCCUUCGACCCCAAGAUCGAGCGACGCAUUCUGCGUAAGCUGGACUUCCAGGUUGUGCCGCUGCUGUGUAUCCUGUUCCUGAUAUCCUUCAUCGACCGGUCCAACAUCGCGAACGCGAAGAUCCAGGGCAUGGAGGAAGACCUGAACCUGCACGGGAACCAGUACAACAUCGCCGUCUGGGUCUUCACCCUGGCCUACGUCGUCUUCGGCGUCCCCGCGAACCUGAUAUUCAAGAAAUACGGCCCGAAGACCCUCAGCCUCAUGAUGCUGCUCUGGGGUAUCACCGUUAUCGGACAAGGCGUGACAAGCUCUGCGGGAGGCCUCAUUGCGUGCAGGUUCCUCGAGGGAAUCAUGGAGGCCGGCUUCGUCCCCGGCUGUGCGUAUCUGAUCGGAAGCUACUAUAAGAAAGAUGAGUUCUUGAAGAGGUACACCUGGUUCUUCAGCGCGGCCAUUGCGGCCGGCGCCUUCAAUGGUUUGCUGGCAACACUGAUCUCGAAGAUGGACGGCGUGGGCAACUACGCAGGAUGGCGCUGGAUAUUCAUUAUCGAGGGUCUCAUCACCGUCGUCUUCAGCUUCUGCUCCAUCUUCUGGAUCGUCCCUUUCCCCGAGAAGAGCACCAUGUUCACGCCCGAGGAAAAAGCGGUGCUGCUGACCCGCAUCGCCGAGGAUGGCGGCGGAGUCCGGCACGACAAGCUCGACCCGAAACGCUUCUUCAAGUACAUGAUGGACUGGAAGAUCUGGCUCUGCGUCCUCUCCUACCUCGGCGCCGAGGAGAACGCCGCGUCGGUCAUCGCCUUCCAGCCGUCGAUCCUGAAGGGGCUGGGGUACACGGCGACGCAGGCGCAGAUACACAGCAUCCCCAUCUACGCCACGUCGUUCGUCUUCUCGCUGACGUGCGCCUGGCUGUCGGAGCGCCUGCGCCAGCGCUACGUCUUCGGCAUGCUCGGCUCCGUCAUCUGCAUGGUCGGCCUGGCCGUCGAGCUGGCCCAGCCGCGCGACCCCAACAUCCGCUACAUGGGCAUGUUCUUCGUCACCGCCGGCCCUUACCUGACCAUGCCCAUCACCGUCGUCUGGAACGCCAUCAACGUCGGCAAGGGCUACAAGCGCACCGUGGCCUUCGCCUGCGUCAUCGCCCUGGGCAACUGCGGCGCUUUCGUCGCGAGCAAUGUGUUUAUUACCGAGGAGGCACCCGUGUAUCAUACCGGUUUCAGCACCAAUAUGGGCUUUAUUUCGUUGAGCUUGGUCAGUCAGACGGCAUUGUAUAUCGGGUUGAGGCUGGAGAAUAGGCGGAAGGACAGGGAGAGGAGGGAGCUGCCUGCGGUAUUGGACCAGAAGAUGUACGAGGACGCGGGUGAGAAGCAUCCGGACUUUAGGUAUCAGUUGUGA
This is a messenger RNA of Lasiodiplodia theobromae, 1461 nucleotides long. Its product is annotated as Vitamin h protein. Gene Ontology annotation, cellular component: membrane. Bases 1 to 1461 code for a protein of 486 amino acids. NCBI's taxonomy places the organism in Eukaryota, Fungi, Ascomycota, Dothideomycetes, Botryosphaeriales, Botryosphaeriaceae. The transcript is spliced from 6 exons. Gene Ontology annotation, molecular function: transmembrane transporter activity. The record is from RefSeq and is a predicted model, not a curated record. Gene Ontology annotation, biological process: transmembrane transport.